UUUAACCCGCUGCAUUGUGGGUGUUCUGACAGUCGAACAUGGCGUCUGGCAUCCUUGUCCGGUGUGUCCGUGGAGCACGAACGCUUUACAACCCCACGCUGAACUUGAGCCGGGGUAGCGGGGGAGUAUGGACUGCGGUUGGGGUGGCCCCCGUGGUCGUCCGUCGGGACUUCUCGCAGCUGUGUGUCGGACAGGCACCGGGAAAAGUGCAGGCCCCGGUGUGUGUGCAGAUACGGCAGUUCGCUAAUGUCCCUCCGGUGUCGCUGGAGAGCAUCCAGGAGCGAGUGUUCCAAGUUCUGAAGCUCUACGACAAGAUCAACGCUGAGAAGCUCCAGGUGACGUCUCACUUCAUGAAGGAUCUGGGAUUGGACAGCCUGGACCAGGUGGAAAUCGUCAUGGCGAUGGAAGAUGAGUUUGGUUUUGAGAUCCCUGACGUGGAGGCAGAGAAGUUGAUGUGUCCUCAGGACAUCGUUAAGUACGUGGCCAAGAAGCAUGAAGAGCACUAACGAGGGCCCGCCUGUAAGCAACGGCUCCGUGGUCCACAGGAAGUAUGCCAGGAGGACAUCUGGUUGUUGAUUUGACUUCAGAUACACACAAACCUGUUAGAGUAAAUAAUUGUAUAAAUAUAAAUUAAUUAAUAAAUGAGGUAAAGAGUUUGUUAAACAGAGUGUGUGUGUGUGUGUGUGUGUGUGUGUGUCUGUGUGUGUGUGUGUGUGUGUGUGUGUGUGUGUGUGUGUGUGUGUUCAGUUCAGCGGAAUCCCAGCUGCAUCUCUGAUGGUGUUCUGGGCUCUCUGUCCGGAGGUGUGUGUGUGUGUGUGUGUGUGUGUGAGUGAGAGAGUUCUUGAGGGUUCUGCUCUGUCUGUAGUUGUGUGUGUGAGUGUGUGUGUGAGUGGAGUUGUGCACUGCUUCUCGGCUCAUCCAGGAUGCUUGUCCACUGUUCUCUCUGAAGAAUGCGUCACUAGUAGGCAGAUAGUGAGAUCUUGGGGUUCUUAUCUUCCACACGUGUCUGCUGUCACCGUUCUGUUCUCAGAGGAACGCUGUCACCGUUCUGUUCUCAGAGGAACGCGUCUUUGUUGUUCUGCUCUCUGAAGAACACGUCUUUGUUCUGUUCUCUGAACAGCGUGUCGCUGCUGUUCUGUUCUCUGAGGAACGUGGUCACCGUUGCUUUGUUUGAGGAACGUGUGUCCGUGGACUCAGAACGUGCUCACCGUUGUUGUGCUCUCUGUGGCCUCAGUGGUGCUGUAGCUGCAGUUCGGUUCUGACGGUAGCAGGUCCGUAACAUGCCUGCAAUCUGCAGCACUUCUGCUGUUCUGUCUGGAUCGGCUCGGUUCGGUUCUGACGGUAGCAGGUCCGUAACAUGACUGCAGUCUGCAGCACGUCUGCUGUUCUGUUUGGAUCGGCUCGCUUCGGUUCCGUUCGAGAUUUAUCGCAGAACCCACCAGUACUGUUCUGGUAGACAGCAAGCCGAACAUAGCCGUGUGUGUGUGUGUGUGUGUGUGUGUGUGUGUGUGUUCGUGUUCACUGUUCAGAGUGAUGUUUAUUCUGGCCUAAGAUGAGAGGAUUGUUGGAAGUGUCAUACUUGAUUAAAUUAAACAAAAAUCUGUUAUGAAUCCCAAA
Sardina pilchardus (European sardine) is the source of this 1617-nucleotide messenger RNA. RefSeq names its product NADH:ubiquinone oxidoreductase subunit AB1a (gene ndufab1a). Lineage: Eukaryota; Metazoa; Chordata; Actinopteri; Clupeiformes; Clupeidae. Gene Ontology annotation, molecular function: acyl carrier activity; acyl binding. The record is from RefSeq and is a predicted model, not a curated record. Gene Ontology annotation, cellular component: mitochondrion. The coding region runs from base 39 to 506 and encodes 155 amino acids. The transcript has 5 exons. Gene Ontology annotation, biological process: fatty acid biosynthetic process.